Messenger RNA from Protopterus annectens (West African lungfish), 1676 nucleotides. It is a transcript of the gene PRIM1, whose product is annotated as DNA primase subunit 1. The record is from RefSeq and is a predicted model, not a curated record. NCBI's taxonomy places the organism in Eukaryota, Metazoa, Chordata, Ceratodontiformes, Protopteridae. Gene Ontology annotation, cellular component: alpha DNA polymerase:primase complex. Gene Ontology annotation, biological process: DNA replication, synthesis of primer.
CUCAAAUCCUGUUAUUAACAAUUAUAUUUAUAAUCCAUCCCUAGUGUUGAGCGUUUGCCCUCCCCGUUAUUUUAGGCUUUGUAUAGAUUAAUAAAGUGAGAGGUGUGAUAUUAAAUUUCCCCUCGGUAUGUUCUGUCGGAUUUCCCAAGGCACUGUUUUUCUUAACUACAACUCCCACAGUCCCUUUAACUCUACUCAGACGCCAAAUGCAGAGCGUUCUUAUUUUCCCGCGCUGUUUGAUCUGUUAUUUCUUUCAGGCUCUUAUCUGUAAAUGAUAGUAGUGUGUUCAUUUUUUUCGAAACCGUGAAAUCUGUGUUACAAACUACUUUUAUUUAAAAUGACUACAGAUUAUGACCCUGCAGCUUUGCCAGAGCUGUUGAAACUGUAUUAUCGGCAUCUUUUUCCAUAUUCUCAGUACUUUCGUUGGUUGAAUUACGGUGGAGUAACUAAGAACUAUUUUCACCACCGGGAGUUCUCCUUUACUUUGAAAGAUGACAUUUAUGUUCGAUACCAGUCCUUCAGCAAUCAGAAUGAACUUGAGAAAGAGAUGAAGAAAAUGAAUCCAUACAAAAUUGAUAUUGGAGCAGUCUAUACUCAUAAGAGGACUUUGGAUUUGAGCAUCGCCUUUGGGUGUACUCUGGAAGGAGAGGGGUCCACUGUUGGGUGUGCGAUGAAGAUGCCAGGAAACUUUCUCAAACUGCACGCUCUGCUGUUGCAGAAUAUCUCAGUGUUGUCAAGAAAUACAGGAACAACUGCAGAGUGACUUCCCUAAACUCCGUAAUUCAACACAACGUUGGGAGACUUUCAGAAAGAGACUAGCAAAGCAGAAGGGAGGCCUGAAGAAAGGGGCUUAUGCUGACUUUGAGAUCAUGCUACAAUACUGCUAUCCUCGCCUGGAUGUGAACGUCAGCAAAGGUGUUAAUCACUUGCUGAAGAGCCCUUUCAGUGUUCACCCCAAAACAGGUCGUAUUUCGGUGCCAAUUGACGUGAAGGCUGUGGAUCAGUUUGACCCCUUUUCUGUACCAACCAUAAGCCAAAUUUGUCUUGAGUUGGACAAAUUGCUUCCUGAGGCAGAGCAAAACGAGAAAGAAGCUGAUGGUGACCUUGAUGUCAAACGUGUUGUUCGAGAGUACAAGAAAACCAGCCUUGCUCAGCCAGUAAAGAUAUUUGAACAGUUUCUGGAGAAAAUGGAACACUCCUGGAAAGGGGAACUUCAAAGAAGAAGUGAUUUGCAGAACGAUUUUUAAGCCAUCUUAAAGGAAUAUUUUUGUCCUGCACAGAUAUACAGAAUGACCCAGUAAAAGGUUGUGUCUGCAGAUCCCAGCAUGAUACAGUACUUGGACUUGCACCUGUUGUGUCUUGAAUGCACCAGUGCCUGAAUUACUGUGAUGGAACUCUUCAGGUGUGACGCUUAUAGUGCAGUUGUAGACCACCCUUUAUUACAUUUAACCAGAAUCUCUAUAUAAACUUUACUAAAUUCUAUAUAUUUUUGUACAAAAAAAUGGACUUACUCAUUUUCUUUUGUUGUAAUCCAAGCUGUUUUCUCUGGAUUCAGAAGUGCUUCGUCCCUCACUGUAGCAGUCAGAAUUUUUCAUUUUGGUAAGAUUGUAGCAGAGUUGUCCACUCAGACUGCAACAGCUGUUAAUAAAAAUGUUUUCAUCAGCUUUACAACUAAA